AAAAAAUUUGGGAACGGGAAAAUGAGCGGGAUCCCCCUAUAAUUUUCCGUAACAUAUAUCAAAUUUCUCCUCUAAUUUUUGAAAUCGCAGUACAAAUGAUAAUUGUGGUUGCUGCUCAGUUCAAUUAGGUUUUUCUUUCAAAUGGAUCCGGCGAACUCGUCUUGCCCCUCCACUCCUCGCUGGAAUGUCGAGCGUCCAUUCCUCACUGGUCGAUUCCACCAAGAAAGCAAGGCGGUGUCUCGGUUCGCUGAAGCAAAGGGUCUCUCAAUGGAGUCCUUUAGGUUUCUAAGCUGCAGUGGACUGGACAAGGCCAUAGGCUGUUUUGAUGCUGCGGUUCAGGAGCUUAUUGUUAUUGAUGAUCUCCUUUCUGCUAUGGUUGCAAUUGAAGGGCGAUACAUCUCAAUUAAAAGAGCUCGUGGAAAGGAGGAUAACGUUACCUUUCUGGUUGAUCCAUCUAUGGAUUUAGCACUCCAGGAACUGGCCAAAAAGAUUUUCCCCCUGUGUGAGAGCUUUCUGAUGAUUAGUCAGUUUGUUGAGUCGAGGUCCCAGUUCAAAAAUGGCCUAGUUAAUCAUGCCUUUGCUGCUGCACUACGGGCACUCCUUCUGGAUUACCAGGCCAUGGUGGCACAACUUGAGCACCAGUUUCAACUUGGAAGGCUUUCCAUUCAAGGAUUGUGGUUUUACUGUCAGCCCAUGAUGGGGUCUAUGCUAGCAUUGUCCAUUGUGAUACAGAGGGCGUCAGCUAAUAAUUUUUCAGGUUCUGCAGUUCUUAACCUCUUGCAGAGCCAGGCUAAGGCCAUGGCUGGUGAUAAUGCGGUGAGGUUGCUGCUUGAAAAGAUGGUCCAAUGUGCAAGCAAUGCAUAUCUUGGCAUAUUGGAAAGGUGGGUCUAUGAAGGAGUGAUUGAUGAUCCUUAUGGUGAAUUUUUCAUUGUGGAGAACAAAUCUCUUCAAAAGGAGAGCCUCACUCAGGAUUAUGAUGCCAAGUAUUGGAGGCAGCGGUACAGCCUCAAGGAUGGGAUUCCUAGCUUCCUAGCAAAUAUUGCUGCAACAAUUUUGACGACAGGAAAAUAUCUGAAUGUCAUGAGAGAGUGUGGGCAUACUGUUCAGGUCCCUGUAUCAGAGAAUUCAAAAUUGAUGACCUUUGGGUCAAACCAUCAUUAUCUUGAGUGUAUAAAAGCUGCUUAUGAUUUUGCGAGUAGCGAGCUUUUAAAUCUCAUUAAAGAAAAGUAUGAUCUAGUUGGAAAGCUGCGUUCGAUAAAGCACUAUCUUCUUCUCGAUCAGGGUGAUUUCUUGGUUCAUUUUAUGGAUAUUGCUCGGGAUGAACUCACUAAAAAGCUUGAUGACAUUUCUGUGGAGAAGUUGCAGUCCCUGCUAGACCUUGCUUUACGGACCACAGCAGCUGCUGCAGAUCCUUGUCAUGAGGACUUGACUUGUUGUGUGGAAAGAUCAUCAUUGCUUAAAGGAUUGGGUGCACUCAAAGAUGUUGAAACUGUUAGGAACAUUUCUGAUGUUAGUAAUUUAGAGGAGCCACUGAACGUUACUGGCCUUGAAACAUUUUCUCUGAGCUACAAGGUGCAAUGGCCAUUAUCUAUUGUUAUAUCAAGAAAAGCCCUAAGAAAGUAUCAAUUGAUUUUCCGCUUUCUUUUUCACUGUAAACAUGUGGACCGCCAGCUUUGUGGGGCGUGGCAAGUGCAUCAAGGAGUUCGUGCCCUUAACAUGCGAGGAACUGCAAUCUCUAGAUCAUCACUGCUGUGUCGCAGCAUGCUCAAAUUUAUUAAUAGCCUUCUGCAUUAUCUUACAUUUGAGGUUCUUGAACCCAAUUGGCACAUAAUGCAUAACAGACUCCAGUCUGCAAAAAGCAUAGAUGAGGUUAUUCAGCACCAUGAUUUUUUCCUUGAUAAGUGUCUCAGAGAAUGUUUGCUUCUUUUGCCCGACCUCUUGAAGAAGAUGGAAAGGCUAAAAUCAUUGUGCCUACAGUAUGCAGCAGCAACUCAGUGGUUAAUUUCAUCUUCCAUUGACAUUCCCAAACUAGAUGAAUCAUCUCAUGGUUCACUCGGGAAUUCAAGAAGUCCAUCAAGAGCACUUAAAUUAAGUACCAGAAAUGCUGCGGUCACUGAUUCCAUUCUCAAAUUUGAGAGGGAAUUCAAUGCUGAGCUUCAGAGCUUGGGACCAAUAUUGAGCAGCAGUUCCCAAGCAGAGCCAUACUUGACUCAUCUUGCACAGUGGAUCCUUGGUGCUGGAAAAGAUCAAUAAUUUUUAAUGGAAAAUGAUAGGAGCUUCAUACAAAAAUGUGAAUAUGUUCAACACGCCAUAUAUGGUGUCGGUUUUGCAUUUUGCUUGCUGUUGUUUGUGUGGAGGAUACUUAAUUCUCUAAACAUCUGCAACCAAUAUGAUAUUUCAUCUGGGUCUGUAGAGACUUUUUAUUUUUGUUGUGUUAUUCUAGUCCUAUUUUAGUCCCUUCCUAAGUAAUGGGUAUAACCUGAAACUCAACUCUGUUCUAGUUAGGUUGAUUGUGUUUCUAUUCACUCUCUUCAGGAGUAGUACUCUGCUUGGUACAAGGGGACUUGUAGAUAUGAUACAUUUUGUGUAUUACAAGACGGAUCUCACAGAUCUAACUGCUAAUGAAAAUCCGUAUAUUCAGCUA
Molecule: messenger RNA, 2644 nt
Organism: Juglans microcarpa x Juglans regia
Lineage: Eukaryota; Viridiplantae; Streptophyta; Magnoliopsida; Fagales; Juglandaceae
Product: gamma-tubulin complex component 2
Exons: 22
Coding region: 142-2253 (703 amino acids)
Biological process (GO): spindle assembly; mitotic cell cycle; microtubule nucleation
Cellular component (GO): spindle pole; equatorial microtubule organizing center; centrosome
Molecular function (GO): gamma-tubulin binding; microtubule minus-end binding
Source: RefSeq, a predicted model, not a curated record